Centropristis striata (black sea bass) is the source of this 1175-nucleotide messenger RNA. RefSeq lists its product as uncharacterized. The transcript is spliced from 13 exons. The coding region runs from base 379 to 1089 and encodes 236 amino acids. Lineage: Eukaryota; Metazoa; Chordata; Actinopteri; Perciformes; Serranidae. The record is from RefSeq and is a predicted model, not a curated record.
CAGCUAUACAACACAUACAUGGUUUAAAUCCACCUUCUUUUAUUCUAGAUAUUGUGGAGAAAGAGACACACGUGAGGGAGAGUCUGCCAGCAGUCCCUGUGGCCACAGGUAGACGUUAUAAUCCAGAUCAUCAUCACCGAUCUCUUACUAUAGCUGUUAUUUUGAAAGUAAAAAGAUUUUUUCUGCAGGUCUGCCUGUUAGAAGGCACCAUAGUUCCACUCAAGCAACUUCUGUAACAACAGGGCGGACUGUCGGUGCCACAACUAACACUGGUAGCUUUAUCUCUACAAUCCACACAUCAGUGAAACCAGAGACAGAUAAAAGAACACGUUUAUUAGCACUGACUGAAGAAGGACAGUCUGAGUGUUCAGCUUCAUCAUGGCUGGACGUCUGCUGCUCAUCAUCCUCAUCUAUUCCUUUCACAAGAUUCAUGCACAAGCUCUUCUUCCACCUAAACUGGAAGUCAAAUCACCGGUGAUCACAGAGACAGACUCCGUCACACUGAACUGUAAGACUUCAUCAUCUGUGUCUCAGUGUUAUUUCUUCACUGUAACACUGAGUGAAGAACGUAUUGGAGGCUUCUCUUGUCUGCAGACACUGACAGGAACUGAGCUGCUGCUGAAGUCACAUCAGAGUCCACCUGCUGAGGUUAAAGUGAAAUGUUUCUACACUGUAAUGUUUAAAAAUUUUAUUUAUCCAUCUCCACACAGUGACAUGUACUCCAUCAUCAUAAGCAAAAGUGAUUCCACAACUCAAACAACAACUCUGAAACAAGCAUCAGAUAAUGUGGAGAAAGAGUCACAUGUGACGCAGGCUAAGCCUGAAUCUACUAUGACCACAGGUAGUUUGACCCCUGCUGACACAACUCCUAUGAAUCCAGCAUCUGGAGAUGAAAGAACAGCAGAGAAGAUGACGAUGAUGAUUGCAGCAGGUGUGACUGCAGGUGUCCUCUUUCUUGGAUUGGUACUUCUCUUUUUUCAAAGCAGGACUGAAAAAAGUGUUUCUAAGAGACCAAAAAUAAACGUCGCUGGUUUGCAGGCUGGUUAUGAUGAAACCUACAGUGUUGUCACCUAUGAAUGCAACAACUGAGUGACAUCAUCAGGACUCAGAGAAGAGUCUCCUGAGAGACAGCAACCAGCAAUGCAAAGUCAAUUUGAAAUCCAAACGUUUUUCUU